Aspergillus viridinutans is the source of this 417-nucleotide messenger RNA. RefSeq lists its product as uncharacterized. The record is from RefSeq and is a predicted model, not a curated record. Bases 1 to 417 code for a protein of 138 amino acids. Lineage: Eukaryota; Fungi; Ascomycota; Eurotiomycetes; Eurotiales; Aspergillaceae. The transcript has 2 exons.
AUGGAAACACCAGUCGAAGACAUCCCAAAAGGCUGGACCAACGACCCCGCGCUCUUCGAAGGGUUUUUCGUCUACGACUCUGCAGAGGCCCAGCGGGCCCGACGCCAUGGGAUAAAGGAUCCCAAACCUCUGUUGAUGACGACCCCCGAUACUGGGGAUAUGGGAUACAUAAUCACAUCGGAGGGCCGUUUUUACUGGGGUGAUCUGAUGAUUGAUCACAUCGCCGAGAUCACCAGGCCCAGGACCUGGCCGGAGAUUCUGCGCGUUCUUGCCACGAAGGGGGACAAGGGUCUGAGGAAGAAGUUGGUUCGGCCGGUGGUUGUGGAUGAGGAGCCCUGGGAGGAGGAAAUGGUUGCUGAAGGGCAAGCCCCGUCCGUUCCUUCCAGUACAGACGUUCCUUCCACUUCGGAGAAGUGA